AUUGCUUGUUUACUGGAUACUGAUCGGGAUGAGCUUGUGAGCUAUCUGCAGUCACCUGAUUCAGAUAUUUUUGGUCGUUCAAACGAUGCUGUUCCAGCUGCGGUCUGUCUGGGCUCGGCUGCCCAUUUCAAUUUUGCGGUGCUCAGUCGUCAUCAGCGGUCGGAGAGUUGUGGUCUGGAACAUGUGGUGGAUGCGGUCUGUUUAGCCUGUCUAAACCACCUCGCUCGCUGUAUUUGGCAGCCGGUCGACUUCUCUUCCACACUUGAGAAAUUAUCUACCCAUGCGGUCAGCCAUCCAUCUGAUUUGGCCGCAACCGGUGAUUCUCAGGUCGGUUCUCCCGCUCGAAUAUCGGAUCACAGUAGCAAAGCUCUCAAGAUUCGAAGCAAUAGCGAUUCGGUUACACCCUUUCUACCCCCAUUGGCCACACCGUUAAUGGAUCACAGCAUACCUUAUGUAGAUGACUCGCGCUUCUUCAGUUGUCGUCCGACAAGCAGACGUAUUACAAGGUCCAAUCGUCUACGUUCUUCUGAGCUGAACGACAAUUCGUGUGAGUUAAUUCCUUAG
Messenger RNA from Echinostoma caproni, 564 nucleotides. The record is from the annotation of a GenBank genome assembly. Lineage: Eukaryota; Metazoa; Platyhelminthes; Trematoda; Plagiorchiida; Echinostomatidae.